Molecule: messenger RNA, 6268 nt
Organism: Liolophura sinensis
Lineage: Eukaryota; Metazoa; Mollusca; Polyplacophora; Chitonida; Chitonidae
Product: E3 ubiquitin-protein ligase listerin-like
Exons: 31
Coding region: 349-5805 (1818 amino acids)
Biological process (GO): ribosome-associated ubiquitin-dependent protein catabolic process; rescue of stalled cytosolic ribosome
Cellular component (GO): RQC complex; cytosol
Molecular function (GO): ubiquitin protein ligase activity; ribosomal large subunit binding; zinc ion binding
Source: RefSeq, a predicted model, not a curated record
GAGUCGCAGAUGGAAUUGGUAUUUUCUAUCGUGGAUGAUAACAAUUGCUAAUUGUCCGCUUUAUUUCGUGGGACAAUCUCUGUUAUUGUGAAUCUGAAACGUUUUGACCAGACGUUAUGUCAGGUUAUGGAAACAGCAUGUUGAACAACAACAACAGCUACAACUCUAUGGAGUGUAAAAUUGUUUAGAUAUGUAUAUGUGUGUACAGCUUCUUGAAUGACUAUUUGUGUAGUAAUUAUGUCACUUACUAGAGUUAAUCCGUAAACUUAGAUAAUUCGGUUUAGGAUAUGUAGUUUAUCCUUGUGUGAAAAUAUUUUUCUCCAGCUCAGUCGUUAAUUGUCAUUAGCAAUGCCUGGAUCAGGAAAUAAGAAAGGGGCACAGAGAACCAAGGGCAACUUGAAGCCAUCAAGCAGUAGUCAGGCAGCUGAAUUGUUGGCAGCAGCAGGAGGUGGUGGAUUUCACACUGGUUUCAUUGGGUUUGGGGGUGGGGCUGGUGCUGCAGCAUUCGUUCCAGUGAGUCAAGCCUUGGAAGAUGAGGACAGUGGACUAGAUCCAACCUUUAGAGUGACUCUGAGGAAAUUGUCUAAGAGGGAUGCUGUAACAAAACUCAAGGCAUUGCAAGAAUUCAGUGCCCUGUGUGCGGACACCAGUGAAGAAGCAGUCAAGGCUGCACUGCCAUUCUGGCCCAAGAUUUACAACAAAGUAUCCGUGGAUGUUGAUCACAAAGUUCGUGAGGCAUCUCAACAGGCAAUGGCGGCUAUUGCCUCUCGAGUUGGGCGUAAUCUAGCCCCUCACCUGAAAAGCAUUAUGGGAUGCUGGCUGCUGUGUCAGUGUGACACCUACCCGACAGUUGCCACAGCAGCGCAGCAAGCCUUCAGUUCAGCAUUUCCUCCAGCAAAACAAAGUGAUGCCAUAGUGUACUGCAAAGAAGAAAUUGCAGAGUUUCUUCUUGACAACCUUACUGUCCAAACGUCAUCAACAUUAAGUGAUCCAAAAACAUCUAGCCCUGAGGACAUGGAGAUGAAGUAUAACCGUAUGGUCACAUCAUCAUUAUUGGCCUGGAGGAAGCUGUUGGAGACCCUUCCAGCCUCCCAACACGGCAGAGUGCCUGCAACUCUCACACAACUCCUCAACAACCCUAAACUGUGGAAACUCAGCAAGUCAUCUGUCACAGCGAUAAAAGCAGCUGUGUACAGUUUCAUGUCUGGGGUUUGUCAGUGCCAAACUGAGGUGGCUGUCCAGUUCACCAGCAAGCUGGCCCCUCUGGCCCUCCAUAGUGUAGACGAAACUGACAGUGUGUUGUGUGGCCAGCUGUGGGAAGCUGUCCUCUCUGCCAUUACCUAUCUACCGGAGUGCUGGAAUCAUGUGAAUGGACAAAAAGCAUUUUUACCCAAACUUCGCAAACUACUCCAGAAUGGUUGUUGUGGGAAUGCCACAGUGGUUGGACCAAAUAUACUGCCAUUAUUUAGUAAAAUCCCAGAUGAAGUUUGUGGAACCAGGCAAAAAUUGUGGAAAGAUUUGUUUGAAAAUCUCAAACAAGGGCUAUGUACAGAUCAGGUUAGGAGUAGUUCUAGUGAAUGUGGAGCUCUGGUCAGAGCCUUCAUGGAAUGUGCCCAGUACAGUGUGAAACAGGCCCUGGGUAACCCAGAUCAGACGGGCACAGCACAGUUGGUACUGAUUGAUCAGGUGUUACCGCUGAUUGCAGCAUCAUUGGUGGAUGAUCUCCCUGCAUUAUCACGAUCACCUCUCUAUGAAAUGAUUGGUCCAUUGCUCAACUCACUGAACCAAUCAAAGGACAGAAGCGAGGUGGUGGAGUCAUUUACAGCAGAACUCAAAGGCCUGGUUUUAGAAAAUGUCAGAAAGAUGGCAGAGAGUGAGAUGUCGGAUUUGGAGGAACGAUUAGCGCAUUUGUUGAGAUCUUUGAUAAAUCCAAAGCUGGGGAACAUUUCUAACAUGAGAUCAAAGUCACAGAAAUCUGUCAAAUUCUCCAGUUCUGGUUGUGAUGUUGGCUCCAGUGAUAAUGCCAGUAAGACGUUUCUUACCUGUUCCGACUCAUUCGACAUUAACAAGGUUGUACGGGACAUAAUCACACAGGUGUGUAUGACGAGUUUUACUCUGGCUAAACAGGAACACAGCAGUUGUUGUUUGAGUCUGUUAAGUGUGGUCAUAACGACAUUCCCAGACUCUGAGCUCCUCAGAACCAUCCUUAAUGACUGUGCCUUUGAAACUGAAGACUCGGGUACGUUGUUGCUAGGCGACAACACAGACGCGGUCACAGACCCUGUGCUUUCCUUCAUCUAUCUGCUGUGUGUGCCUUGGGUGGUAGAACUGGAGCAGUCACAUGACCGGUCCAUGAGUAAACCAGGUGUGCUUGUCAGCAUUGGUCAUCUACUGGACAUCUCACUCGUGCUUUUGUCCACAUUGGUCAAGACUGAUGUUCUACAUGUUCUGUUUAGUCUACAAAGGGCUUUACCCAGCGCUAAGUCAUUCCAGCUACUUUUGGACAAGUGUCUGAGGCAAAGGAAACAGAUAGUUGGGAUAUCGGAGUGGUUAAUGAGCUGUGAGCUGGAGGAGAGACUGGUGGACUUAACCCAGGCUGUCUGUCAGAGAAGCCUGGAAGGGGUGGGGACGGAGGGUGAAGAGGGGGUGAGGGUACAGGACAGGGGGAUGGAGGAGCAGUGGGAGCUGAUCACAUCUGUGCUCUCAUCAGCAGAUGGGCAAGAGCCCAUCUUGAGCUCACGGGUAACAGAGAGGAUCCUUGGACAGAUAGAACAGACUCUAGUAAUUCUGGAGAAGAAUCCUUCUGGGAAUAAGCUGGAGACUGCCAUACAUUUUGUCACUGAGGUCAUGCUCAAGUUUUUCUGUAGCCUUAAGGAUUGUCUGCUGGUACCAUCUGCUGAGAAGUUGCUGCUCACCUUGUUCUCAUUAUCACUGGAAGAGACGUUACAUAUCUCAGAGGCAUGCAGUAAGAAACUGGAGGGAUCCUGGCAGUGUGGGGUACAGGUGUUAGUACAGCAGAGGGGAGGGCUCAUCUCCGACCAGGGCUUCCUGGUGUCAGCAUGUCACACAGUCAGUCACAGAUUGGUCCACAAAGUGCAGUCUCUAGCCAGCCUGGAGCGUAUGUGCCAUGUAGUACAGCUUCUCCUGACAACAAUCAGAGGCAGUCUGCCAAACACCGAGCUGACAGACCCCACACUCCAGAACCUCAUGAACAGGAUGAUGUACACAGCUACUGACAUAUCGUUACCACAGCAGAUUGUAAAGUAUAUGGCUGUGAAAGAGGACCUUGUUUCCAUGGAGACACCACUAGCCUUCUCUCAGGUUGAUAGAAGUGCAGCAAACUCUAUCCAAGGAGUUAUCUACCCUGCUUUAUUUUCUGCCAGACUAUUACUGUUCUCCAAAACAGGAGAGUUCUACCAAGCCAUUCCCAAGUUCAGCAGCUCAUCCAACACUGUUAAGGAGGACAUGCAAUUUGGGGUGUUAGAAUAUAAAGAUGGAGACAUGGAAAAGGUUUAUCAGGCUAUUUACAACUUGACCCUGUCAGAAAUAUGGAGCCAGGCAUGCAUAUCUAAGGGAUGCGUGUAUGAGGAAGAGGUGAAGGAACAACAGGGCAUAGUGGAGAGACUUCUACUUGGGACUGAUCUGGUGCAAAGGAAUGCCCUCAUCAGCCAGGCUGUAGAGAUAUCUGAUAACACUGGUUGGGUGUCGGCUCUGAGCCUAGGAAAACUGGUUACCAUGAUCAUAGACCUUUAUCCAGAUACUGAGUUCUCUCCCGCUGGAUUGGUUGACAGAUACAGCACUCUAACAAUCAGUAAGGUACACAGCCUUCAAGUGUGCGCGCCUUACCUUCCUACUAAUGAACAAGUACAGGUGACAGAGAUAAUGGUUGCCAGAGUCAUCAGUUCUCCCGAGGAUGAAUUAACACACCUGGAUGGUGCUGUUGGUGCCUUGGCGGUUGUGAGGGUAUUGAUCACCAGUAUGGCAGUAGAGCCGUCCACAGUGGACCUCCUGAAUGGCCUUAUGGAGCAGCUAGUGGUCUGGAGACAGGAGUCAGCUGUUGCACUCAACGGUGACCUUUCCAGUAAAGAGAACACAGCUACCUUGACCUUUAACCUGGAAGUGGUCAGGACUCUAGCAUGUGUCGUGGCAAUACGUCCUGAAGCACUGACUGAUGCAUCAUGGGAUUAUGUAUUAUGCUCAUUGAUUGGCUGGCUUCAGAAUGUGAACGAGAACCAAGAAAACUUGUGCUCAGCCUCGUUUCCAGUACAACAACUGUGCAUUGCAUGCUGCCAUCUGGUGGCCAAAGUAGCAGAAUGUAUCCAGUCAAACACACCUGGGCAUUCGUCCAAACUGCCGGCCAAUCUUUGCACAGAGUGGGAGGAGUUCUUCAGUGAAGGGGCUUACAGUAUCCUGCUACCACUUUUCCUAAAACUGACAGGUGCUCCCCUAUACAAGGACUGUAUUGGAUUGAAUGCUGUGGUCCUCUCAGCAGUCUGUCAUGCUGUGUCAUUCUGCCCCAAGCAGCAAGUCCUGUCCAAUCAACUCCCAGCUUACCUCAUACCUGAUCAGGACUCGGCGUUGUCAAACUCCAUACAGACACUGCUUAAUCAUUUCUGUCCCAUGUUGAUGGCACAUAACAGGAGUGAGCAGAUUGCAGCCUAUUGGACACUAGAUAAGAUCAUAGGGGACAUCCCUAAGCUGGAUUCGGCAGAAGACAGCACGGCUAAGACUGAUGAGGAAGAACCAACUCGUAGCAUGUUGGAAAAUGCCUUCCAUGUGAUUAAUAUUUUUGACUCCUGUUGUACUCGAAGUUCUCCACCGGCAAGCUUGAUGAAGAUUUUGUUUGAUGCUACCCUUGCAAUGGAGGUCAUCUUCAGUGACGUUAUGGUGGAGGAUUGUCUGGAUGUACCUCCUUUGACUGAAGAGUACAACUUUAUUUUUGGAUACUUGUUGUCAUGGAAACUGUUGCUGAAUUUCUUCAAGCAGGCUCCUAGUGAGGUACGACCCCAAUACGCAGCCUACCUGAAGGAGAAGGGAACCGUGCACAUUCUGUUGGACCAUGUCUUCCGCUUGAUGCCUGACAGUCCUGUUCUACUAUCUAACAAAAAAUCUAAUCCAAAAUCGAGGGAAAACAUGUUUGAAGUGGAGCCUAUAUUAUCAGCAUUAGAAUCUUCAGAGAGAGAGCUGCAGCAUGUAGUCUGCUCUGUGUACAGAGAAGUGCUGGAAGUGAUGCCAGCCAUGGCCAGGCAGUGGUGGAAAGAUCAGGAUAGGAAAACCUCAGCUUAUGUAGACAAGUAUACAACCAAGUAUGUCAGCCCCGCUCUAUGUACAUCAGAAAUCCAGACUGUUCAGACGACAGAUGUGAAAUUAAGCAACCUCACUAUCAAAGCGAGAGCAGCGUCAAGGGAGGUAAUAGCCACGUAUGACUUGGAGGAGGUGAAGACAGAGAUGGUUAUCUCCCUUCCUGCUAAUUAUCCACUGGGAAACAUAAGCGUGUCCUCAGAGAAGAGGGUGGGAGUGUCUGCCUCACAGUGGGAGAAGCUGCUUCUACAGCUCAACAUAUUCUUACAGCAUCAGAAUGGCAGUAUCGUGGACGGACUUCAGAUGUGGAAGAGGAACAUUGACAAAAGGUUUGAGGGCGUGGAGGAAUGCACCAUCUGUUACUCAGUGAUACACGGCACCACAUUACAGCUGCCCAGGCUACAAUGUAGGACUUGCAAGAAAAAAUUCCAUUCUGCCUGCCUGUACAAAUGGUUUAACACAAGUCACAAUUCCACGUGCCCACUGUGUCGGAACCUCUUCUAAAAGCACCGGGAAUAUUGGCCAUUUCUGUAAUCGUGAGAGGGAAUUGCGUGGAAGAUUGUCUCUGGCUUGUUUCUGUAUACAAGCAGUUUUGAGAAUAUUAAUCAUGGUGGUAGUCCAUUCUUGAGAGUGAUACACUCUCUAACUGAAAGAAAAAAAAUCAGUACAGCAGCUUGUUUAAUCUUAGGAGGUUAAAAAAGAUGAACCAGAAGGUAAUUUGUGUUUGCAGAUUUGUGUAUUGUAAGAUGUAAUGUUCAUAUUUAAUGUUGUUUGACAAUAAUAGACAACUGUUCCAAAUUUGUACAGACAGAGGCUUAAGAUGAUGUUUUGUAUGUGCAUUUUAAUAUAUGCUGUAUAUAAUGACAUGGUCAGUGACAUAGCUUAUGUUAAGGGUUUUGUUGUACUAUCUGUGGUGGGCAAAUGAAAGGAAAACAAGUACAUGUAUAUUUCAGUUUCAUAUAAAAGU